This is a messenger RNA of Phialemonium atrogriseum, 1498 nucleotides long. RefSeq names its product kinase-like domain-containing protein. NCBI's taxonomy places the organism in Eukaryota, Fungi, Ascomycota, Sordariomycetes, Cephalothecales, Cephalothecaceae. Bases 1 to 1305 code for a protein of 434 amino acids. The transcript is spliced from 3 exons. Gene Ontology annotation, molecular function: ATP binding; protein kinase activity. The record is from RefSeq and is a predicted model, not a curated record. Gene Ontology annotation, biological process: protein phosphorylation.
AUGGCCGCCCCCAAGUUCAACAACCUUGAGCUGGAGCUUGCUCCCUUUGGAUUGGAGCCACUGCAUGACUAUGAGCUUGGUGGUCAUCAUCCCGUUCAUCUAGGCGAUCUCCUUGGCGAUGACGGCCGAUAUCGUGCUAUCCACAAGCUCGGUAACGGCGGCUUUGCAAAUAUUUGGCUGUGUCGCGGUAUGAAGGCGUGGGAGACGACGAAAUAUGUCGCCUUGAAAGUCCUCAUGGCCGAAGUGUCGUCAACCGACGAAUGUCCCGAGCUCCGGGCCAGUGAGCUCAGGAAUUUGCUUCCUACCUCACAAGACAAUGAUGGUAUCACUGAUUCCAUCUGUCUUCCACUAGACCAUCUUACAAUCCACGGGCCAAACGGCGAUCACCUUUGCUUGGUUUAUCCCCUCCUUGGUCCAAAGGUUUCUCUGGGUUUAUUUCAUUCGCCCCGCGAUGCCGACAGAACCCUAAGGAUGAUUUGUUUCAAAGUCGUUCAGGUUGUCGAGUUUCUUCAUAGCCACGGGAUAUGUCAUGGUGACAUUACUCCAAGCAACAUUCUCCAACAUAUCUCCGGCCUUGACGGAUUGGCGGAAGAUGAGGUGUUGCAGAUCAUAGGCACGCCAAUCCGAAAUCAGGUAAUACGAAAAGCAUCGACGCAAGGCCAUGACGAGCCCACACAGUACAUCGGGGAGCAACCGUACCUCAUCGACUUCGGAGAGUCGUUCGAAGCUUCACAAUCCCUUGAGGAUCUCGGCACCCCUGGACCCUAUCGCUCCCCCGAGUUGAUCCUCGACAACGCCGCCGGAACCGGCUCCGAUCUCUGGGCUCUGGGCUGUACACUCUUUGAGAUCCGGACGGGCAGGAAGCUCUUUAAUCCAUUUGACGACGACGAUGAUACCUAUCUCGAUGAAAUGGUUCAGGUCCUCGGAAAGCUGCCUGAGCCGUGGUGGUCCACGACCUGGGCAGAGCGGAAGAGACUGUACAAGGAUAACACAGACGAGCAAGGUCGUGCGGUUGCCGCUAUGGAGCCCAAAGCAACCGAAGUAGGUGAUUCCAGGGAGGAGAGCACGCGAAUUAGGCGUGUAGUCCAUCCGUCUAUUGCAGAAGGUGCGCGAUCACUUUGUGAUAAGCUUGCGCCUGGGCUCUGGUAUCUUUCGAGCAGAGGCCGCGAUGGAGAUCACCACCGAGCCAUCUCUCAGAGGGAGAUGGAAGUGUUUGCAGAUCUUUUGGGUAAACUGUUAGACUACGAGCCGAAGAGGCGUAUUACAGCAAACGUUGCGUUGAGUCACGAGUGGUUUAGACUCUAACUUUUGCUAGAGUUAUAAGAUCCUGGGACGCUUUGAUCUGGUCUGCAAGCAUGACCAAAGCUGAAAAGGGGGAAAAUAAUAUAUGUAUAUAUUCCCGAUUCUGUUGUGCAGCGGCUCUGUUCAUAGGGCCUUGAAUGAACACCCUGUGGAACGAGCUUAAGCGAUUUCCCACAGUAGAGGAGUUUGCCUAUAC